GUUGUUGUGUAGUGGCUAUCAAAAACUUGUUUAUUCAUUUAAAUACAUUUGUCUAAGAUAAAAAACCAAUAAACGAUAAAGUAAUUUGUUAUAUUUGUUAUUUCCUGUCAUAAGUGUAAGAUGAAGAACCUAGUAUGAAUAGUUUUAACAUUAAUUCUGCUGUUAAUUGUAUCAAAACAUUAGUCGACGGUUGUCGAUGUGUCAAUUGGUAGCGAUCAACUUAAUAAAACACGCCUCAGAUAUAAUUGUGGCCAUUCGAUAUGUGAAAAAUGUUUAGCAAUUAACACUACAUGCAUGCUGUGUUCUCCUUCAUCAAAUUCUUCAACCAUUCUGGACAUACCACAGACAGAGAGAGUUAAACAUGCCUCAGAAUUAUUGAACACAUUUCAAGACCUAUUUAAUGUGGAUGUUUACAGGCAACACCGUAUUUCAGAACAACUGAAGGUUGAAAAAGAAUUAUUUCCGGAAUGCAUUCAAGCCCCUAUGAAAUAUUUUAAUAAGAGGAAAAGUUCAAUUUUUACAGAAAAAGAGAAUUUAAGACCUUCUCUUCUACCUGGUGAAAACAUUUCAAGGUCUGAUAAAACAAAAAUGGAGAAAUCUAUAAAUUAUGUCCAAGAAUGGUUAAAUCAAAAUGAAACAAGCUCAAAAACAAAAAGAGCUUCACGAAAGCCUUUUGCUGAUUUAAAUGUCAAUACUGGAAGUAACAUAAAUGUCACAAAAACAAAAAGAACUUUAAAUAACAGUAUAUUGAGCGACAACUUCAACAAGAGGCCUAAAAAAAUUAAAAAAGAAAAAAGUAUCAAUAUCACAAAAGUUAAUAAAAAAUCAUUAUGUGAAAAUUAUGAAAGUGGAAUAGGAUUGGAUGAUGAAGUUUUUGUAAUUGAUGAUUCUCAGAGUGACAUAGUUGAUAAGGAUGAAUUAGCCUUGAUGGCUGUAAUGCAAGCAGACCAAGACGACAGUGUUAUAGAUGCUGAUAUAGAUGUAAAUAAAAUAGUAAAUAAAGAGCUACCUAGGUGUUGUUCCCCAUCUACCUCAACAUACAAAGUUCCAUUUUAUAAGAAAGCUUUACUCACUGAAAACUGCUUCCUGUGUGUCAAAGACUUAGAAAAGAAAGAUGCUAACAAAAAAAAUAACACCAAAAAUCUAAUUGUAACAAUAGACAGUAAGAGUUUUGUGACAACAAUAAAAGUAUCAGAUAUAAAGCCUAAUAAUAUUAGUAAUUUAACAAAAACAUCAGUGGCAGUUCAAACUGAAGACACCAAUGACAAUUUUGAAGUGAAUGAAGAAUGUAGAGUGACAAAAGACGUAUCAUGUGAGGCUAUUAAUAAUGUUAGCAGUGAAGAUAUUUUUAAGAAUGAUGUUAUAAAUCAAAAGAUUGAUUGUGGAAAUAAGUCAAAAUGUUUGAUUAUUGAAGAUUCAGAUGAUGAUAGUUUGGCAAGUGAAAGAAGAGAAGUUGAAGUUGAGGCUCAAGUACACAGGUCCAGUGAUCUAAUAGACUAUGUUUUAACUCCAUUAGAAUACCAAGAUUAUAAUAAAAGAGCAAGACCAGUAGUAAGAGGAAAGACACCAGCUAGUUCUGACUCAUCUGAUAAAGAAAAUUUUGAUCCUAAUAAAAGGAAACGGUCUAAAUGUAGUAAGCUCUUAAAAAGCAAGAGAUUGAAGAAGUAGUUUUUUUUUUUUUUUUACUGAAUGACAUCAUAUUUUUUUUCAUUAAUCUGUUAAU
Colias croceus (clouded yellow) is the source of this 1723-nucleotide messenger RNA. RefSeq lists its product as uncharacterized. NCBI's taxonomy places the organism in Eukaryota, Metazoa, Arthropoda, Insecta, Lepidoptera, Pieridae. The record is from RefSeq and is a predicted model, not a curated record. The transcript is spliced from 4 exons. Bases 295 to 1668 code for a protein of 457 amino acids.